GCCUACGGUGCCGGGCAGGCGAGCGGGCGGAGACUCAGCCGGCGGCCCGUCCCUUCGUCCCGGAGGGAGGAAACGGGGAGCCCCGUCGUCGUCGUCCGAGGGGAGGACGGCCAGACCUUGGAUCCCAGCCUCGCCCUUCGCCCCGCUCAGCAGCCGCGAUGCGGGAAACCCUCUUUAAGGACAACUUCUGGACAACAGAUUUGAUCAGCACAGCCGGAUAUGACAGCAUUGUCCAACAUUUGAACGACGGCAGGAAGAACUGCAAAGAAUUUGAAGACUUUUUGCGAGAAAGGGCUUCCGUGGAAGAGAGAUACGGGAAGGAGCUCAUCAGCUUGUCGCGGAAGAAGCCCUGUGGGCAGACAGAACUAAACACCCUUAGAAGAGCACUGGAGGUUUUCAAGCAACGAGUAGAGACUGUUGGUCAAGUUCAUAUGCAACUAGCCCAGAAUCUCCGGGAAGAAGCAAAGAAAACUGGAGGAUUUCAGAGACAAGCAAAACUCCAUCGUAAAAAGAUUGAACUUAUAAUGGACGCCAUUCACAAAAACCGGAAUCUGCAGUACAAGAAGACCUUAGAAGCCAAGAGGCUCUACGAACAGCGAUGCAGAGACAAAGACGAAGCAGAGCAAGCCGUUCAUCGGAGCAGCAACCUGGUGACCCCGAAGCAGCAGGAGAAGCUGUUUGUAAAACUUGCUCAGGCCAAAACUGCCUUGGAAGAUUCAGACAGGAUGUAUCAGAACAAUGUCAACGCUCUGGAGAAGAUCAGAGAGGAAUGGCAGAAUGAGCACAUGAAGAGUUGUGAGUUCUUCGAGAGCCAAGAAUGCGAGCGGAUCAACUACUUUCGGAACGCUAUGUGGUUGCAUAUCAACCAGCUGUCGGAAGGCUGUGUCAAGAAUGACGAUAAUUACGAAGAGAUCCGCAAGGCCCUCGAGCAGUGCAGCAUCGCGAACGACAUAGAGAGUUUUGUACAUAUUCGCAAGACCGGAAGCCUCCCUCCAGUCCCUGUAGUCUACGAAAAUUAUUAUAACACACAGAGGAACACAGGGGCCAGAAGAAGCCAGGUUCCGGUGUCUGGCACGAGACCCCAGAUGCCUAUCCCUUCCAGCGAUACAGGGGAAGCUAACUAUGCUUCUGUGGAUGGGUAUACCUUAAUUCACCCUCACUAGCCCAGAGAUGAUCUCGGGGGUUUUUCAAUGGACGAUACCUCUAUGAGGAACGGAACGGCAGCAUUUUGAAAGCUGUCUCCCUCUACGUUCCCCCAAAUGGAGUUUUGCUCUUUUUUUGGGGGGGGGGUGCAGCCAUUAUUAUUUUAAAAGCACAAUCCAAAGAGAACAUUUUGGAGGGGUGGAGGAUGGUUGCCCUCCACAGCCGAAAAGCACCGAGAGAAUGCUAAUUUCCUGGCAAAUAACGUCAAUAUCCUGUUGUUUUAUUCGUUUGAAGGAAGGGAUAAAAAGUGUUAUAUAUAUAAAAAAAGUCAAGAUGGCGGCUGUAGCAUCAACUGCAUCAUCACAGCCACAAUCUAGCCUUUUUUUGGCCACAUCCUUGUACUCCCCCCCUGCCUCUUUAAUUUGUAAAAGGGGAAGGGGUUUGACAUCGAAAGGAUUACACGUAUGGGUGAGUUACCUUAAAAUUGGGUGUCUUGGGAAACACUGCAGUUUUUAACCUGACCUACCUCACAGGGGUGUUGUGAGGAUGGAACAAGACAAUCCCGAUGCAUUGGCUUUCAUUCUUAGAUCUUCCUUAAUUCUCUUGGAGAGCGCUGGGAAAGCUUACAGAGGUCUGAUUACCAGGCUCAGUGGCUAAGACACUGAGCUUGUCGAUCGGAAAGGUCGGCAGUUCGGCGGUUUGAAUCCUUAGUCCAGGCCUCCUGCGUGAGCAGGGGGUUGGACUAGAUGACCUCCAAGACACCAACUCUGUUAUGUUUUACUGUGUACCUUCCUUUUUGCUUUUUAGUCUUGGCUAAAACCCAGUGAAAUCUCAAGCAAAUGGACCCUUCCUGAUUCAACAAGAAAGAUUCAAUGAGCAAUAAUAAUUAAAAUACUGAUUUGUCUGCAAA
Molecule: messenger RNA, 2053 nt
Organism: Thamnophis elegans (Western terrestrial garter snake)
Lineage: Eukaryota; Metazoa; Chordata; Lepidosauria; Squamata; Natricidae
Gene: PSTPIP2
Product: proline-serine-threonine phosphatase interacting protein 2
Exons: 15
Coding region: 159-1163 (334 amino acids)
Biological process (GO): actin filament polymerization
Cellular component (GO): actin filament; plasma membrane; cytoplasm
Molecular function (GO): actin filament binding
Source: RefSeq, a predicted model, not a curated record